Molecule: messenger RNA, 2158 nt
Organism: Phymastichus coffea
Lineage: Eukaryota; Metazoa; Arthropoda; Insecta; Hymenoptera; Eulophidae
Product: clavesin-2-like
Exons: 6
Coding region: 405-1610 (401 amino acids)
Cellular component (GO): membrane
Molecular function (GO): phosphatidylinositol bisphosphate binding
Source: RefSeq, a predicted model, not a curated record
GCCGCGCGCAUUUAUACAUCCGUCUGUCUUGCUUCGCAUGUGUGGUGCCGUAUAGUUGUAUAUACCAAAGUGAUCCCUUAUACGUCUUGAUCGGAAGGGUAUAUAAAAAUCGAAGGUCAUCCGACUACAUUUACAUAGCGUGCUACCAGAGGAUUAGCUUUCAGCCUUAUCCGACGUUUCAAGGUAGGGGAACAACGACCUGGCCGCCGCACAUUGAGCCGCCGCCGUUUCCUUCUUCAUCGCUCCGCUGUGGUACUCGUGAGUCACUCGCCGCUGUCGCUCGAGGACGAUGCUCACCCAGCGUAACUGGCAACUGCUCCUGCUCUUUCAUCAUCUUCUUCGUUGAGUUGUCUUCUUAGGCUUCGGCUGCAAUUGUCGAAAUAAAAAAUAAUUAGCGCUACACAAUGGCUGAGUACUGUGAAUACAUGUGGGACCCAACAAGAGGACACGCGAAUCUUGCACUAGCAAGGAGUAUUUAUCAGGACGAAGCGAGGUUCAAUAUACGCGAUCGGAAAUUGGCCAUCAAGACUGUCAGAGCGAUUCUACGAGACAUGCCUGGCGUUGAGUUGAACGAUUGCACGGACGAGUAUAUCACGCGUUUCCUGCUGGCUCGGAAGUACAGGACAGAGCAGGCGGCGCAGCUGAUAGCAGCGUACCAGGCGCAGAUCGCUCAUCGACAAGACAUAUUUGGCAAUCUUACAGCACGAGACCCGAAGCUACAACGAGCGCUCAGGGCUGGCAUUCCAGGUGUUCUUCCCGCGCGUGACAGGAAAGGACGAUGUGUGUUAAUUAUAUUAGCCUCGCAGUGGGACCCUAUUACUAUUCCAGCGUUAAUCGUUCAAAGAGCUAUAUUCUUAGUGUUAGAGACGUUAAUUCAAGAUCCACGAAAUCAGCAAUCAGGUUUCGUGUGCGUGGUCGACUGGAGCGGAUUUUCAUUGCGGCAAGGAGGAGCUCUUGGGGCGGCUGCAGUUCGAAAUUUAAUAUCCGCUCUACGCGGCCGAUUCCCAGCCAGAUUCAAGGCAAUUCACUUCCUAUCCCCGCCCCUCUACGUUCAAGCGACCUUAGCACUAGUCAAGCCCUUCCUUGACGAAAAAACCAGGAAGAAGAUAUACCUUCACGGCAAUAAUCUCAGUACAUUACAUCAACAUUUACCCCUGGACAUCUUACCAGCAGAGCUUGGUGGCACAGGUCCAGCAUUUAAUCCUGGUUUGUGGGCAGAACCUGUGAUUCACUCGGCGAUCAAAGAAGCCGAAGUGGCAGCAAAUCUCAGCGACGAGAAAGAGAAAAAAGAAAAUCUGAAUUAUUCGAAAAAGCAUCAAGACAAUAACGUCGUGGAAGCGAUUGUCGAGAUGCAUGUAAACAACGAGCCGUCGGAUAAAGUACAGACAAAACGCGAAGCUGGCGAUGGCAGUGAAUCCAAAUUAAUGACACCCACGUGCAGUCUAACGCUGAUAGAAAUGAAAAAUAUGGCAUCGGCAAAGGAUGACUUGGAAUUAAGCAUAGAGGACGCCGCGGAAAAGCUUCAUGACUCCAGUGAUUUUGAAAUUUUGCAGAGAGACAAUGACGACUGCAAUAUACAUGCUGAAGAAAAGCGCAAUCUCAUAUGCUAAUGGCGACAGAAAAAAAAACAAUUAGAAUAAAAAGCCGGUACUUUGUAUACCCAUAGUGAAUAUACUAUUGUAUUUUCUACCUCACUGUCGAGUCGAAAAUUAUUUUUCGACGUAUCAACACAAUGGCAGAAGUUACAGUAAGCCGGUGCUCGACUGGUGCGCGUUAUUAUUAUGUUCAACUGGCGUUGUUAUUAAUUUCUUUUUGUGUGAAUUGAUGAGUUUACAAAAUUACCAUGACAGCGUGUGUUAUUUUUGUUUGCCCGCGGGUUGUAGAACUGGAGCUUAGAAAUUUUAAGAAAAACGGAGCUGUGAAAUCGCGUUGCUAUUGUUUGUCAGUUUGAAAGCAAAAGUGUUACAUAUAAUUUUUAAAUCGACGUACUACACAAUUUCAAGUAUUAUCACUUUAUCUCAGUUUCUUUAACAUACAAGUAUCAUUACCAUUACUGUAAACUUUGUAAUUAGGUUUAGACAGCAUUAUUUUGCAUAUCGUUCAUCUUAUGUACUGAUCCUUAUCGGAAAACUCGUCUUCCGUGCAACGUGUACAAGAU